GGGAGAGGAUCGCGGGCGCACCGACACCACGACUGGGGUAAAGCUAAAGCAGACCACGGAUUUUUAACACUUGUGAUCAGUAGUCUGACUUGUGAUUGUACUUAGAAACUUCUUUGAAGAUAAACAACCAGAAAAUGGAUCCAGUGGUCAAAUUAGCGCUUAAACCACUGGGAUUUUUGGCAAAGAAAGGCAGAGAUAAAGUUGUUGAGAUGAUCAAAGAUGGCGAUGUUACGGAUCAAAAACUUUGCUCUCUUAUAAGGAGUGGAACAAGUGAGAUGAAAUCCAAACUGGACGCUAUUUCUAUGAAGGAGGUAGGAGCCAUGGUCAGUUUUUUUGAAGCAGGCAUUGCUAUUCUGUCGCCCAAUGAAGCUGAUGAAGAGGCAGCGAACAAAUUACCCGAAGAGCAAAUGAUGGAAGGCCUUCGAAGCGAGCACGAAUACCAGAUAAGCGAAUCGAAAAAACGCCUCGAUGAUGCAAGAAAGAAAGCAACCGAAGCUUUCAACAAUCCAGCGCUUCCUCUGAUUACCCGCAUAUCGGCAAUGAUAUAUCGAGUUAUGUCAAUCAUUAUUUCAGCAAGACUCAGCAACGGGAUUGAACAAAUACUUCCUGAAUGUCAAAGAUGCCUAAAAGAGCUUCAUGAACUUGAUCAGGUUCGAGCUAACUUUGCGACCCAUCUGAAAGGUGGUGCAAAAUCAAAAGUCAAUGUUGAAGAGAGAAAAGGGAUUAUAAAAGCUGUAUGCUCUGUGAAUUACAUCAUCUAUCAGGAAUAUGCCAGCAACAAGGACGUUAUGCCAAGAUGGCGCCUGAUCAAACCCAAAGGCUUGUCAGCGAUUGAUCCGCUAAGGGAACCACUAUUAAAUGUGGAUGAUUUUUACCUGCCUUGGGCAUUUGGUCAAGAGAAGUUAAUAAAACCCUGUCACAUUGCUAUGACUACAGAAGACGAAUUCAUAGUAGCUGACAGAACUGAUAAUGAAGUCAAGGUGUUUGGGAGUGCAGGUGAACACAAGCUGUCAUUUGAAGUCAUUGUAAAAAAGCAAGCUGAGACUGGAUCAUGGAAUAUUCUAGAUCUAGACACAAAUGACUCGGGUCACAUAUAUACCCUUAUAGGGAGCAGUUCCUUAGGUGUUAACAGUCAUCCAUCUCACCCAGGCUUUGACAACGGAGACGGAUGCAAGGAAUAUGAGUGUAUGGUUCUGGCCUUUGAUUCAAAAGGGUCCAACAUUCGUCAAGAAGGGGAGCCACUUAUUGAUCUCAGGAACAAUAACUUCUAUUACAUAACUGUUACUCAGGAAAAUAUAUUUCUUUCGGACUUCAAAGACGUCAAUGUUUAUGACAUGCAAGGAACACUGCUUUCAAAGUCUGAUAUGAAAAAAACAAGAAAAUCUGAACAAACAAUUAGAGGCAUCACUGCUGCUUCUACAAAGAGUGUUUUUGUUUUGACGAGUGGUGGUGAAGUGUAUGAUUGCAAUGCUGAAGGGAAGAUGAACCUUUAUUCUGUAGGUAUGAACAAAGACUUAACACCAACAGGUCUUGUGUUUCAUCAAGGCAGUAAACAGCUUGCCAUAAGUGGCUUUGAUGGUGGUUGGUUUAACUGUUUUAUUGAUGUUUAUGACAAAUUUGGUAAACUAGUCUGCAGACAUAAACUCCCGAUGAAGCUUUUAUCUUCAAUGGCUGUGACCAGUUCUGGUCGUCUUGCUAUGGUAAAGGAUGAAGAAGAGAUAUUUGUCUGGUAAUUUUCGCGUGUCUUAAUUAUCGCGAAAAUUUUUUCAACAUUCGCCAGCCUUUAAUUUCGGGACCGCGAAGUCCAAGUGACUUUAUUUUCUCGUUUGUACAAAAAAAUGUACGUUAACCAACAACUGAAACUGGACCAAUAUAUUGAAACAAAACCAACACGUCCCUUUCAAGUUCAGUCUUACAGUAAUGAAAAAGUGUGCUCGUUUCGGAGGCAUUAUUAUCGAUACUUUCGAUACAUGUCCUUACUAGAGGAUCAUAAUAGAACCUUCCCAUCUCUGUCAUCAUUUUUUCUAUAUCCAUUAAAAUUCCCUAAAUUAAAGUUCGCGGACUUUAUUUUUGUGAGUCUUUAAUUUAAUAUUCUUCUAAAUCGCGAAAAUCGCGAAUUUUAGAACUCCCGAAAAUCAGAAUAAGGAAUCUAGAAUCGUGUCUUGACAAGUGUCGCCGAAAAAGCAUAAGCCUGGAAUAGGAUAUACUUAGGAGGCUUAUUCAGGUACUUGAUUUUUGGCCAUCUGAGAUAAUACAAAUGAUGAUCGAGAUUGGGUUGCUUCCGUUGAGAAAGUUUAGCAAAUACGUAUGGAGACGGGAAACCGAUCCGUGGUUUCGCUUUGAGAAAAGGAAGAGACACGUUUUGCUAUGGAACUAAAAUUCCUUCAACUGCAUGGGAAAUAUGAAAAAGACGUCAUGUUAGUUAGGGAUGUGCUCAAGAACUUGGUUCUUGGACUGGCUAUCUUAUCAUAAUUUGUUCGCUUCUGAAUAAUGUUGUAUAAAUACCUACAGUGUUACAAAGAUUUCAAAUAA
Molecule: messenger RNA, 2532 nt
Organism: Nematostella vectensis (starlet sea anemone)
Lineage: Eukaryota; Metazoa; Cnidaria; Anthozoa; Actiniaria; Edwardsiidae
Exons: 2
Coding region: 135-1733 (532 amino acids)
Source: RefSeq, a predicted model, not a curated record